Trametes versicolor FP-101664 SS1 is the source of this 807-nucleotide messenger RNA. RefSeq names its product cyclin-domain-containing protein. Gene Ontology annotation, cellular component: nucleus; cyclin-dependent protein kinase holoenzyme complex. The record is from RefSeq and is a predicted model, not a curated record. NCBI's taxonomy places the organism in Eukaryota, Fungi, Basidiomycota, Agaricomycetes, Polyporales, Polyporaceae. The coding region runs from base 1 to 807 and encodes 268 amino acids. Gene Ontology annotation, biological process: regulation of cyclin-dependent protein serine/threonine kinase activity. Gene Ontology annotation, molecular function: cyclin-dependent protein serine/threonine kinase regulator activity; protein kinase binding. The transcript is spliced from 5 exons.
AUGGAAUCUACAGAGCGGGUCGAACUUCCGGCUUCCUUCGAGGACGUCGAUGUAGAUGUCCUCGUCCAACUCAUAGGCGACAUGAUGGAUCGUCUGAUGGCUCACAACGACCAGAUACCACUCUCGCCUGAAAGUCUCACGCGCUUCCACUCGCGCACCCCUCCAGGCAUCGCCAUCCUAGACUAUCUGCGGCGCAUCGUUCGUUUUACCAAAGCGGAGCGGUCAUGCCUGUUAAUCACUCUGCACUACAUCGAUCAAAUAUCCGCACGGAUGCCUGUCUUCGUCCUCUCGUCUCUCACCUGUCACCGCUUCGUAAUCGCCUCCAUCGCGGUAUCCAGCAAAUGUCUCUGCGACACCUUCUGUAGCAAUAGCGUCUACGCCAAAGUCGGCGGCAUACCCAUCGGCGAACUGAACGUCCUGGAGCGCGAAUUCCUCCACAUGAUCGACUGGCAGCUCACGUGUACGCGCGAAGUCCUGCAGGAGUACUACGUCAACCUCGUCCGCACCUACAGCACCGGGCUCUACGUGAUAAACGACGCGCUCUCCUCUAGCGGCAUCUCCUCAGACAGCGACAUGGACUACGACGCCACGCCCUCACCCGUUGCCUCGCCAGCGCCCGACACCCACUCCCUCCAACAAGCCCGCGCUCGCACCAGCAGCCCGACCGCCGCACGCCGCGAGCCGUCCACCAUCCUCAUCGACGCGGGCGCGCUCGCACCGGAGGCCCGACCUCCUCCCACGAUCGAGCAGAAUAUGGCUUUCGCGGCGUUCCAACAGCAGCAUGCCAUGGACAUGGAUGCGGGGUGA